Cydia splendana is the source of this 890-nucleotide messenger RNA. RefSeq lists its product as uncharacterized. The record is from RefSeq and is a predicted model, not a curated record. NCBI's taxonomy places the organism in Eukaryota, Metazoa, Arthropoda, Insecta, Lepidoptera, Tortricidae. The transcript has 4 exons. Bases 263 to 859 code for a protein of 198 amino acids.
ACGGACACCUAUUACGCAACACGCCACCGGCCGAUGUUUUUCUAAACUUCGAUUAUCGCAGAUAAUGAAAACUAAUCGCCUUGCGGGAGACUCCGGAGACUCCCCACUCGCACUCGCGCCAUUCAGCCACAGUACCUUUACCGUUGCCCGCGAAAAAACGCGUCCGUCGAUUUAAAAAGUUUCGUUUUAUUUUUAAAUUGCGUAGAUUAUAAAUAGUGGAUGCUCCCCGCGUCAGCCGCUGUGCGAGAGACGACGCAGAGACAUGUACCGACUAGUAAUCCUUUUGAUCGCCGCCGCGGCAGCCGCGCCGCAGGACAACAGCAUAACCUUCAUAAAGAGCCUGCCACGGACCGAAGAGCCGUUGCCUCCGCCCGAAGAGCCGGUGCCAGCGCCCUCGUACGCCUCUUCACAUAUAGAGAACCUGCCUUUGAGCAGCCAAGAAACCUCGGAUUACAGGACAGAAGAAGACAGUAGCAAGCAGGAGUACCUGGACACUUCAGCUGACUCGAGUCCAGAUGAGCAGACCACGGAUUCCACGGAAGAGUCCACGUUGGAAGAGUCCACGGAAACAAACGAAGCCACUACGGUUACGGAGAGAUACCUGCCUAAAACUACGCCUAAGCUUCUCCCUGUUAAAAGUGAAUAUUUUCAGUUUCAGCUUAAGAAAUCCCCACCAAAAUUCUACUCAAAACUCAGCUACUUCGAGAAGCCAAGCUACUCCGCGCCCACCAACUUGGUGGACCGCUCCGCCAAACGCAAGUUCCGAUCCAACUGCCGCUGCGAGAAGAUUUCCAACUGCCCCAAACUGCAGAUCACAGUGCCACGGUGUCCGGAGGAAUAUUUCUUGUGCUGCUUUUAAAAUGUUAUACUAUCUAGGUACUUAUAGUUUG